Messenger RNA from Besnoitia besnoiti, 9948 nucleotides. RefSeq names its product Tubulin-tyrosine ligase family protein. NCBI's taxonomy places the organism in Eukaryota, Apicomplexa, Conoidasida, Eucoccidiorida, Sarcocystidae. The transcript is spliced from 2 exons. Gene Ontology annotation, molecular function: protein-glycine ligase activity, initiating. Gene Ontology annotation, biological process: protein polyglycylation. The record is from RefSeq and is a predicted model, not a curated record. The coding region runs from base 1 to 9948 and encodes 3315 amino acids.
AUGGGCGACGCCGCCAGAGGCCGGCGAGGGUCCUCGGGGCUGGGACAAUCCUCGCUCGUUGGAGACCUAGCGGGUUCGUCUGCGGGUUCGUCUGCGGGUUUGCCUGCCUUCUCUGCCUCUCCUCCUCCGGGUCGCCGCACGCCCCCCCUCCAAAGGCCCCGAAGUCUGCCGGCGGCGGAGACCUUCUGCGGAGGGCCGUUCCAGCCGCCUCCAGACGCCUUUCGCGUGGCAUGCGCCGGAGGCCUCACUUCUCACGGCUCAGCUGCCUCCCGCCGCAAGCCCCCACGAUAUUCGGCGAGGCCGUCGGCUCAGGGCCCUUGGUCCUCAGCCUUCAGUUUCGCUGACACGCCUCAAGCCCCGCCUGGGGCGUUUCAGGCGGAGGGAUGCAGCAGCUCCAAGGCGCGGGGCAACGACAUUGCGGAAGGGGGGUUUUUCAUGGCCUCCGUAAAGCCGUCAAGUUCUUCUGCUUCUUCGCAGUGCGUGUCGCCCCUGCGCAGAGCCGAGGAAGUUGCUGCCUUCGGCUCCACCGGAGCUUCAGUUCGAAUUGGUUCGCAGCCCAGUCUGUGCCUGCGCAGAGACUCGCCUGACAAGGAAGAGGCCCGCAGGCCAGUAGUUCAGUUCGCGGUGCCCCCCGCCGAGCGACAGAGCUCACUGGCCCUUCGCCGAAACAGGAGCCGGUGCGUGAUUCAGCUGAAUCAAAUUGAAUUUUCGAAGGUGGCGCUCGGCAUAAUUCCGGUGGACUCAAUCGGGAAACGCCCUCCGCAGCAAGCUUCGAACGCCGGCGCAUCGUAUUCCUUCACAGACUCCACUUCGCCUCUCCCAGACAGCCUCUCUCGCGUCCACGUACCUUCAUCAUCCGACCUGCAUCUAGGCGAGCCGCGCUGGGUGGCGGGGCGGCGCCGCCGAGUCAGCCGCGGCGACUCGCCUGCCGUCGCAUGUCGCAGCGGCCGCCGAUCUGACACGUCGCCUUCCCCAGAGGCCAUGGAGGAAAGCUGCGAACGUGAGACGCGUACGCUUGCCCACCCCGAGUCCCUCGCCUUCAGUUUGAGGAGGCACUUCGGGGCUCUGCCUGAGAAGGGGCGCGUCGGCGCCUGCCCGGCGCAGACUCCGAGAGCCAGUCUGGGCAGCGCGAACGCGCACGGGUCGCAUUCGGCGGGCGAACUGACACACCCGCGAGGGCCGCGGCAAGCUAGCCAGAGCUUGGCCAUGCCGUCGAAAGUUCAGCAGCAGCUGAAAACCAUCCUGCAGCGGCAGAGAGCCUCCGCCGGCACGCUGGCGGCCGUUCGAGCCGAGUGUGCAGAUCGCUGCUGGCCCCCCCGGGCCUGCGACGACUCCUCCACGCCGACUAGCCUCAGCAGCAGCCGCAGCUGCCUCGCAGCUUCCUCAGAGAUGUCCGCGGAUGCAGCGCGCGCACGGUUGAGAGAGGCCUCUCGAAGGCACUCGGCGGUCGCCGCGCUUCGCGGAGUGGGGCCGCCCUCGCCCGAAGGCACCGCGGCGCACACCCCUCCUGCGAUACCUACGGGGCACGCCGGCAACCGACUCUCUGAGCCCAGUCUCGGUUCUGCGAAGACGAGGCGCGACAAACCGGCGUCUCACGCAAAGCGACAGGAUUCGGAGCCGAGGGAAGAUGCCGAAAUCGAGUUUCUUGCGCAUUUGGGUGGUCCCCCGAAACCCGCUGCGUUCCACUCGCCAGCCGUGCCUCGUUCACGCGCAGGCAGGUGUGAGCCAACGCGAUGCGCAGAGGAGGCGUUGGCGCAGUCCCAAGACGCCGAUCAGGCAGCUACCGCCUCCUCAGGCUUGGUUUCCCCCGCACGGAGACAACAAGCGUCGUCUCAGCGCUGCAGUCAAUCGCAGGCGCCCACUGUUCAGCUGCGCGAGAUGCGAUCCCAAGCGGCGCCGCUGGGAGGUCAGUAUUCCGGCAUCAGCCUCCCGCAGACAAAGAAGGCACCAAUCCUUCGCGGCGAACGGUCUGCCAGACGCGCGUCGACAGUCCGCGUGUCUCCCAAGGACGCCUCGCCCCAAGCGCUUGAGAGUGAAAACGAAAUUUUUUUCGCAAUCAGAGAGCCCUCUCCCCCCACCUGCCGCAGCCCAGGCUGGGCCGUCACCCACAGCGCCCUGCUAGCAACCGAAGAUGCGGUAGAAGCUUCUUGUUUUCUGAAGGCGACGGUGGAGCGCGCCGCGCAUCCGGACCCGCGGGAAGCCAUGAAACACGAUGAUGCCUGCCCGCCUCCUGGGAAGGCCGAUAUCCAGCGCCUUCCAAACGCAUCCGGGGCGAUUGGGACAUCUUGGCACUCCAGUCCCGCGGCUGUACAGGAGCAGAUAUACCCGACGUGUGGGCCUGCACGUCUCGCUGGCGAGCAGUCCUAUUCCUCAAUGCUCCUGCGAGGGGCGGCCGUGGAGAGCGUCCACUGCGCGGGGAGCACCAGCUCUGGACGUUCGCCAAACGUUUUCUUCCUCGCGGAAUGCGUCGAAUCGGGACGUGCCGGCCUGCGCGGGGUUGAGGCGCCCGCAGAGACGGGGGUGGAAAGGCACCUGAGACCCGCCGCGGGAAUGAGUUUACGAACGUCCUUGUCGGCAGACCAGCUUGGUGCGGCGCGAGCGGCGUACCCGCCCGCCCCGUCGGACUGCGAGGGCGCGCCGAAGCAGACGCGCGUGUUUCGUCUCGUGCGCGCGUUCCCCACCAGCGAGUCGACUGGGCAAGAGGAGCAACACGCGUCGUCUGCCGUGGGGCCGCCAGGAUCUGAGAACACCCGCGGCGAAACGCUGGAGUGCUCCUAUGCGUCGUCGUCCAACUGCCAGAGUCGGCAUCCGCCAGCCCUCGAGCCCGGGGGCAGCCGAGGGCUCUCGUCCCCAGGCACGCGACGUCCAAAGAGAGAUGAAGCGAGGGGCCGCGCAGAGGCCUGCGGCGGACAGCGUCUGCGUUCGAGUGGAGGAGGCGCCGAGAAAGCCGCUCGCCGCGUGGGAGAGACCGACGGGCGAGUGUGGGCUCGAGAGAGUGGCCUCAACUCAGCGUGCGACUGCGCGGAGAAAACCCAAGACUCUGCCGUCUGUUCGGAAGCUGAUGUCGUCAAGGAACUCGAGAAGCUCCAGCGCCUGCUGGGCGAGCACCUCGCCGGCGACGCGUCGUCCUCGAUGGCGACGAUUCAACAGAAGAUCCACUGCCUCUGUGAAACUCUGCACCAUCUGCAGCGUUCGGCGAGGCUCGCUCGCGCGACGGAAGCUGUGGAGGAAGCCGCACCUCUGGCGGGCGAAUCACUUGCCGCCGAAAGCGACGGCGGAAUCAUCCAGACACCUCGCUGCCGCGAACUGUGCGAUACUCGCAGAACACACGUGCGGCACCCUUGCGCACGCCUGCGUCCGGCGAGUGGCCUGGUAUCCGCCUCCAGCACCGCGACCGAGGCGCUGCCUCGCUUCGAGAAGCCUUCCCGCGCACUGCCGACGACCGGCCUGAGGACCGCUGCCUGUGCACCAGAUUCGCCCCCAAACUCUGCAGCGGCGGAUGCAGUGAACUGUAGAAAAACCGUCCGAGCGGCGUGCGGGAGUCAAGCUCAGACUGUGGAAUUCUCUGGGAACACUGUCGCGCGGAGCGGGGGGCUCAUCCGGCCAAAGAGCGCCGCGUGGUACGCGAGAGGCGCCUCACGGCGACGCAGUGAACAGUGCAGUGUAACUAUCGCCAGUCUCGCCCGUGGAGGGUCCCGCCUCGACGCCGUCGGGUCGCCUGCAGGCCUGGCAGAGACUAGAUGGCAAGACGCCCCUCUGCACGAGGGAACACGCACUCCAGAUCGAAGAGGGGACGACCCCCUCGGCGGGUCGCCAAAGACGAAGCAGAGUCCUCAAGCCGGCAGUGGAGAUCCGGCGGCGAACCUGACGCGUCUCGUGACGUCUGCCAGGCACAGAAGACAACUCUGCACUGACGCGCCUCUGGAGAGAGGGCUGCGCAGCCGGGGCUUGACUUCUUCUCUCCGAGCUGUGGACCGGUGGGCGCGACAGCCGAGCUUCGCCCAGCGUGGCUCUGUUUCCUCAGCGCAUUCAGAAAGCAGGCGGCAGACGCGCCUCCUGCCGCAGUCGCGGGCCUGUCCUGAUGUGGUUCAGCGUCCUCGAUGCCGUGCGGUCGCGUGCAGAGAUGGAGGGCGCUUGUCCGACUGUGAUACGGGAAGCGUCUCUCCCGGCAUACACCAGAAAACAAGCAUGGGACAGGACAGCGACGCCGUCGAGUCGGAGUCCUUUACGGAAAGCGUUAAAGCAGGCUUGGCAAACCGCAGCGGAUUCGGCACGCGAUCUCGAGCUGCAGCUGUGGAGGACACUUCCCAAGACGCAUGCAAACUCCCGCCUCCAGUAGAUUUCUCCGCAGAGCAAGAGGCCUCAGCGAAUCCCUUUACCUGCUGCCUGGCAGACGUCCGCAGCGUCCGUGACCGGCCCGGUGAAUCACCGUCUUCAGCCGCUAACGCUGCGACCCAGCUGAAGCCGCUGGAUGGAGCGGCGAAAGCCGCGGUUAGCCUCCUUCUCGCUCGAACUUCGUGGAGUCGAUUUGCUUCUGUGCGCCGAUUUGGGCGCCUCAAGGUGAGACGGCGUCUGCGCCGCACGAUGAAAACUUGGAAGAAUCGUGAAGACCGGCCUAAAUCAGACGAAAACUUGCCUCUUGCUGACGGCCUUCGUCCGUCUGCGCUCCCGCGCCCCAGUUGCCCUCUUGGCGCAUGCGAAGGCCAGGCUUUUACGGAAAAAAACUCGCCGCGACCUGGAAGCCACAGCUUUGGCAGCCUCGUGACGACUCUAAAACACGGAUGGGAGACUGCCCUCGACACCCUGGCCGCCCACGCCGCGAGUGCGUCGACAGGAGCUACCGCGUCUGCUUCUGCUUUCCCUGCGCCGGAAGCCGUCGCUUGGCUGGCGCUAUCCGAGCCUCGAGGCCGCUCGCCGGGGCGCCAGUCUGCAAGCAGCGGGGCGAGUGCGCGGGUCGAUCCUAGCGGCGCUUCGCCGACACUCGUGCGGAGCUCUGCUGCUGCUGCUGGCACGGAACCCCUUCCCCUCCCGCAGACACCGCCGGCAGAAAGCCUCGCGCCCUGCGUCACCGACAGAGGCCCUCCCGCCUCACACCAACACUCGAGGGUCGCGCUGCUGGCGGCGUCGCGUGGUCUCGGCGAAGCGCAUCAUGCCCGUGGCGACUGUGCGGUCGCAGCCGGCGGCCGGAACGGGUCGCGGCUUCGCCAGAGCAGAUCAACCGAACUCAAAUCCACGAGCCGGAACUCCUCAGCCGCCAGCGCCUGCGCCGUGCGCGGAGAGAGUCAGCAAAGGCGCGAGCUGCCUGCUCGCGUGGCUGUCCCCAGACUCAAACGCCAGUGGAAGGCGACUCCGCGACGGCGAGGAGCCACCGCCGCGCACCGGCGCCUUAGGCUGUCCGACACUUUGAAGCGAAGAAAGGCGGCGAGCACCGCGAGCCUCCUCGAGCCCCCAGGGAAGUCUGAAGUCGAGGGGGUCUCACAUUCCACGGAAGAAGGCCUGCCGCCCGCAGCAAGGCACGAAGCAGCGCCGGCGCAUAUGCCCGGAUCGCGGAUGGCAGAUCGCGCUGUCGCGCGAGCGCUGCGUCGGAAGGCGUCUCUCUCGUCGUUUCACCCGGCAGGCAGGGACACCGCGGAGGCGGGCGAGGCCCGCAAGAGCCUUGCGAGUGCGUUUUCCAGCGCGGACGUGUCGCCCAGCGGCACAAGCAAGCUCCCAAUCUCCGAGACGUUUCAGCCUCAAAGACCAACGACAGGAGAGCUUGCGAGAGGCUUGCCGCGCCACAUGGCGGAACGAGCUGACCAGCGCUUCGCGAGGGACAAAGCAAAGCCUGGAAAGGUAGUACAGGAAGCAAAGAGGCCGAGCGAGAGACCGGAUGGAAGCUUGAAGCAGGCGACGCACGCGCCCAGCUGUUCAGACGAGUCUGACUUUGAUGCGAACGAACUACAAACACGAAAUAACGGCACCAGGUUCCUCGGGCUGGACGGCAUCGACGACGGCGACUCUGGCGUGGGUGAGGAAGGCGGCGCGGCUGGCGAACGACACCGUAGCGCGUGCGAGAAAGCGGAAGCAGCCUCAGGCGUCCGCCGACCCCAUCUGCCGCCGCGAGGGUCUCCCGAGGCCACAGAGCCCUGCGCGGAGCCCCCCGACUUGGAGUCUCUUUUCUGUCCCUUUGAGGAAUUCUUUGGGAUGCCGGACCUGAUCCCUGCGGAUUGGUAUGGCGAUUUCUCUGAGCGUGGCGCCGUGCAAACGCCACCGGCGAUCUGCGUUGCGACUCCGCCCGCAGCCUCGUCUUCAUCCAGGGUCCCUUCCCUGCUUCUUUCCUCAGAAAUAGCCGACGCGGUGCAGACACGAGGGGCUGCCAGAGAGCCGUCUCACGCACAGCAGCUGCAGACGUUGCAGCUGCAGCGUGAGCACCUCGAGCGGAAGCAUCUGGAGGCUGUUCACGCCCUCCACGCACGGCCAGCGUCGAGCCAAUCUGCGCAAGCGGCGAACGAGGCGGGCGCGGCGUCGCCCUGUUUCAAAACGCCUGAGCUCGAAGCAGACUGCAUGCGGAGCUCGCUGUGGAAUUUUCCUGAGGACUUGAUCGACUUGAUCAGCUCGGUCGAAGACUGCUCGCCCAGCGCGCUGUCGAGGCUCCCGCGGAGCGCCCCGCUGCUUCCCGAGGCGUCUAGCGUUUCGUCGGCCUCUUCUUCUUCCUCCAGCGUCGCCUCCAGCGCCUCUUCGCCCUCCGGCGCGUCGUCGCCCUCUUCUUCUCGCGCUUCUUCCUCUCGCUCGCGCGACGAGACCGCGAGCUCGUCAGAGGACCAGACGCCUCCACACACGCGCAGGGGCCGGCUGGGGGCGCCCGUCGGCUCGGACUCUGAGCAGCGGCAUUCGGCGUGCAAGCUCGCUGUGGAGGUCGGCUCGGAGUCCUCAAGCAGUGAUCAAGCGUCGACAAACGAAGACGAGCUGCCUUCCCGCCGCCGGAAGCGCGCGCCCACGAGGCCCCGAGACUGCUGCGGAACUUGGGGCGAAGGCAAGGCGGCUCCUGCCUCGCAAAUCACGAGUUCUGCGGACUCGCCAACGUCGCGCGGUGAGGACAGCAGCACCGACAGCGCCACCGAGGCCACAGAUGGCAGUCCAGAGCACGCACCCCAGGAGGUAAAUGCAGCAGGGCGCUCCGCGGGGAGUGCCCUCGGCGGCGAAAGCAACACAGCUGCCGCCUUCGUCGCCCCUGUCGCCUGCCCCAGUCUCGCGGCCGAGGCGAUGCCAAGGCGCAACGAGGCCCUCUCGUCGCGCCCUGGGAGAAAAGCACACAGAGCGCUGAACGGCGAGAGAAAGCUCGGGAUGUCUCGGCGCGCGAGCGCGGGUCUUCGCCGCCGGAGCCGCAGCCAGCCGCCGAUGCCGCUGCGUCUCCCGAAGCGCCGAAGUCGCGCCCACCACAGUCGUCGGGAGGAGGGCCUCAAGCAUAGACUUCUGUCACUCGAAAGCUGCUGCAUGAGUCACGACGAGAAUAUGCGCCACUUCGCCCGCAAGAUGCGGCUGACGGACCUCAACAGCAAAGUGGCCUGCGUCGAGCUGACGAAAGCGAAGCGAGCCAUACCGUGUCAGCUCCGCUUCGCCAGCGGCAACAAGGAGUUCUUCAUUAGGGGAGAUGCAGAGCGACCUCAGGACAUUCGAGCUCUGCCCUUCGAGGGGCCUUUGCAGAAGUCGCCGGAACGCGUGGGAGACGAGGCGCCUUGGAGAGAUCUGCGUCUAGGCGCGGUGCUGACGAUUGAGAGCGCGGUUUCGAGCUCUCUGCAGAGGAGGGGGUGGAUCAUGAACCGCCUUCUGGACACGCACUUUUUCGACUUGAAGUGGAAAAUUUCAGACACCGACGACGACUACCGAUGCCUCCGACGCGAGCAACUCUUUAACCACUUUCAGAACAAUAGCGUGCUGACGACCAAGGCGGGGCUGUCGCGGAGCUUUCGGCUCCUCGCCGUCGAGGAGCGAGUGCGGACCGACGCCUUCUUCCCGCGGUGCUACGACCUCAGCACGCUGGACGACUGCGCGGACUUCCUCGUCGAUUACAGCCGCUGCGAGGCGGUGACCAUUCUUCUGCACUACCUGCGCUGCUGCCAAGCCUCGACGCGCGAGUUUCAGAGAGUCAUGCGUGAGCCAGCCCCCGACGUCGCGGUGCGACAGUCCAGCGUCCUCCUUCUCUGGAUGGCGUACCACAUCGUUGCCAGCUGGCUCCACGAACUCGACCCCGACUUCUUCCUCGACAGACUCGACCCCCUCGGCGACAAGCGCAGACACGAUCCGCAGCGGCUGGAGGUCUUCGCGACUCACGCGUGGAGCUUUCGAGCCCACCCAGGCGACUGCCGACGCUCCUGGCAUGCGCUGGCAAAGUGCUCUGAAGGCUGGACUGAAGCGGCGGGCAUCCGCCGCGAGGCAGGCUGCGGUGGCGGGCGCAGGACUCCACCCCGGGGCGCCAGGACUCAGGGCGCGGACGCCGUGGAAGUCCGUGGCUCCCACACCUACUCGCGCGCGCCUUACGCGGCGCAGAUCAUCGCUGUCCUGCGAGAAGUCCAGAAGCGUUGGCCUCUCUGGCGAGCGGAGAGAGGCGACGUGGACUUGGAGGAUUUGCAGGCAUCCGAGAAGAAAGCCGCCAACGCCGAAACCGAGCCGAAUGGACCCCCCCACGAGCCCCGGUGGAGUCACCACAACGUGUGGAUCAUGAAGCCUUCCAGCAACUCGAGGGCAUCUGGAAUCUACUGCCUCAACAAUCCGUGGGAUAUCUUGAAGUCAGGAAGGGGGCUGAGCGAUCGCCUUGUGCAGAAGUACGUGGAGCGGCCGCUUUUGCUCUUCGCCGGAAGGAAGUUUGACAUGCGUCAGUGGGUCUUUAUUCGGAGUUUUUCUCCGCUCAAGGUCUACGCGUUUACCGACCUUUACCUGCGUCUCUGCACCGAGGCAUACGACCUGCGAGACUUGCCCAACCGCUUCCGGCACAUUAGCAACUGGAACCUGAACCGCCUCAACAGCGACGCGCAGGGGCUGGCGAGCCGCGCGCAGGCAACUGCGGGCGACUCUGAGGAAAGCUAUCUCUCCUCCCCAUCAACCGCGAUCUCUUCUGGCUGCAUCAAGCCCCUUGCGGACCUCGAGCUGGCGUUAGAUCGCCAGACGGGGACCCUCGACUUCUGGGAUCGCCAGGUGAAGCCUCAGAUCCGCAAUCUAAUCCUGCAGACAGCUCGAGCCGCCCGGCCGAGUGUCGUGUCGCGGCCCAACUGCUUCGAGCUCUACGGCUUCGACAUUCUGCUGGACGCCGAGUACAGGCCUUGGCUGAUUGAGGUAAACCUGAGCCCUGCCUGCGCGGCGAUCGUCCCCUGGCACAAGCAGAUGGUGUCUUCAAUGACGCACCAGCUGCUCCAGCUCCUCCUCGACGAGCCUCGGCCGCCGACGCAGGCCCCCAGCUCCUGCGCGCAGCCGCGCUCUAGACCCUACUGGGAACUGCUGUUCGACGAGUCUGUAGCUCCCGCGGAUGCAGUACGCACCUUCCCGCCCAUCGAGCCCGCGCAGCCUGGCGCGCCACCCUCGGCAGAGGCUCGGAACCCUUUUCUUCAGUUCUACAGUCAACACUUUAGCGCGGCCUCGCUGUCAAAACGGCGGGCUAGUUGUCCGCGGACUAGCACACACCUAGGCGCUCCAUCUUGUUCCACAGAGCGACCCUCGGGCCCCUGCGGAGUCGCCAAGGGCACUCGAGGCCCCAGCGCCAGCGGGAAGAUGCCGCUGUGGGACAAGCUGCUGGUGAUAGGCCAGCGCCUCGACAGACAGCAGGCGUGGGAGGUCGACACGCGGGUCCGAGUUUGUGAAGCUGCGCGUCGUAUCGCUGUCUGGUGGAGGCGCACUGCGUGGCGACGCCGCGCCGCAAGGCGCCUGAAAGUGAAGCUACACGACGAUAUCGAGCUGGACGUCUGUUUCGCGACCUGA